CUUGUCUCUUCCUACUAGAACUCUGUUUCUAACUAUUAUUCCCUGCAGAGGAUGAGAUUGUCUCAAUCAAAGUCCCCACUGCAGGAACCGAGUAAACAUCUAUUCCAGCCUCCUUGAUUACCUUUUUCCUUCUUUGACCCUUACCCCCCACAUCACAUAAUAGCUUCUCUCUUCACAUAUUACUCCCCCCCCACUACCCACUCCCCUAUCAUUGCCAUAAAUUCUACACUACACGCCACCAUGGCACAUGAUCCUCGAUUAGCUAGUGCAGGCACUGCAACCCCUGACCCCCCUCCCCCACCACCACCACCUCCCGCUGAGACCGCGAUGUCGGUGGUGGCAGAGACCCGGGCAGCGGAUGACGCGGUUGCCGCCCAGUCAGACUCCUACAAGCUUAGAUUCUGCACAGUCUGUGCAUCCAACCAGAACCGGUCGAUGGAGGCUCAUCUGCGGCUCUCAACGGCCCCUGCCCCGUUCCCUGUAAUCUCAUUCGGUACCGGCUCUCUGGUCAGGCUACCGGGCCCCUCCAUCACCCAACCUAAUGUCUACCACUUUAAUUCGACCUCGUACGCCCAGAUGUACGAUGAACUGCUGGCCAAGGACGAGCGACUCUACCGUAAUAACGGCCUCCUGACCAUGCUGGAGCGCAACCGGAACCUGAAAUGGGGCCCCGAGCGCUUCCAGGACUGGGUCCCGGGCAUGCCCCGCAUCGACCACGUCUCCAAGGGCGACAAGGGCGCCCUGGGCACCGAGGGCGGCGUCGUCGACGUCAUCAUCACCUGCGAGGAGCGGUGCUGGGACGCCGUCGUCGACGACCUCAUGAACAAGGGCUCGACCCUGAACCGCCCCGUCCACGUGUUCAACGUCGACAUCAAGGAUAACCACGAGGAGGCCCUCGUCGGAGGGAAGGCCAUCCUCGAGCUGGCCAAUCGGCUCAACGCUGCCGCCGUCCAGGAACGUAAGACGAACGAUCAGACCGGCUGGGAGAACGGCACGGGCGACGCCCGCAGGAGCUUCGAUGAGAAGGUCCCCCAGAUCCUGGGCGAGUGGCAGGAGAAGUGGCCUAAUUUACCGGCCUUGUGGACUUUGGCUUGGCUAUAGCCUGCCAUAGUAGCCCGAAGGGCAAUUCAAUAUACCUGAAAUCAAU
Messenger RNA from Aspergillus candidus, 1147 nucleotides. RefSeq names its product RNA polymerase II subunit A C-terminal domain phosphatase (gene ssuA). Gene Ontology annotation, molecular function: RNA polymerase II CTD heptapeptide repeat phosphatase activity. The record is from RefSeq and is a predicted model, not a curated record. The coding region runs from base 241 to 1101 and encodes 286 amino acids. The transcript has 2 exons. NCBI's taxonomy places the organism in Eukaryota, Fungi, Ascomycota, Eurotiomycetes, Eurotiales, Aspergillaceae. Gene Ontology annotation, cellular component: mRNA cleavage and polyadenylation specificity factor complex; nucleus. Gene Ontology annotation, biological process: termination of RNA polymerase II transcription.